GGAAGACGAAGAAGCAGAAGCGACACCCCCUUAGGUUCUUCAUCUGUCUCCGGGACUAAUAGACGGCCGCGUGUCGCUCCGUCCGGUGCAAAAAUAUUCGUGAGAAUUCGAGCCGCUGACUCUAAUUGAUUCCGCCAACCUCGCAAGAUGGGCAAGCCGCGUGGUUUGAGGACGGCCAGGAAGCACAAGGAUCACCGCAAAGACCAACGCUGGUGCGACAACGACUACAAGAAGGCACAUCUGGGCACCAGAUGGAAGGCCAACCCUUUCGGUGGAGCGUCACAUGCCAAGGGAAUCGUACUCGAGAAAGUGGGCGUGGAGGCGAAACAACCCAACUCGGCUAUCAGGAAGUGCGUUCGAGUGCAGCUCAUCAAAAACGGCAAGAAAGUGACCGCGUUUGUCCCUCGCGAUGGAUGCCUCACCUACAUCGAGGAAAACGACGAAGUCUUGGUUGCUGGAUUUGGCCGAAAGGGUCACGCCGUUGGAGACAUUCCCGGUGUGCGCUUCAAGGUAGUCAAAGUGGCCAACGUGUCCCUGUGGGCGCUUUACAGGGGCAAGAAAGAGAGGCCCCGCUCCUAAAUAACCCAACGCAACUGUCAAUGGUGUAAUCAAAAGAGAGAGAAAAUAAAACGCACAAAAACUUUUUACAAUAAA
Neocloeon triangulifer is the source of this 654-nucleotide messenger RNA. RefSeq names its product small ribosomal subunit protein uS12-like. The transcript has 4 exons. Gene Ontology annotation, molecular function: structural constituent of ribosome. Bases 148 to 579 code for a protein of 143 amino acids. Gene Ontology annotation, biological process: translation. The record is from RefSeq and is a predicted model, not a curated record. Gene Ontology annotation, cellular component: ribosome; cytosolic small ribosomal subunit. NCBI's taxonomy places the organism in Eukaryota, Metazoa, Arthropoda, Insecta, Ephemeroptera, Baetidae.